Stylophora pistillata is the source of this 1853-nucleotide messenger RNA. Its product is annotated as replication termination factor 2. NCBI's taxonomy places the organism in Eukaryota, Metazoa, Cnidaria, Anthozoa, Scleractinia, Pocilloporidae. The record is from RefSeq and is a predicted model, not a curated record. Gene Ontology annotation, biological process: mitotic DNA replication termination. Gene Ontology annotation, cellular component: nucleus.
UCUCUCACACUCGUCGCCAUCUUGCUUUUGAAGAUUACUUGAACUUUUAAAGGACUUUUGUGAAAAAUCUCAUCCGACAGAAGUCUCUUACGAUGGGAUGCGAUGGUGGUACGAUUCCCAGACGAGAUGAACUCGUUAGGAUGAAGAAAAAGCCUGAGCAAGUCGAGAAGAAUUACGAAUUAAACGCAAAGUGGUUCCAUUGUGCUCUGAGUCAGGCCGAGUUACAGGAACCAGUAGUAUGUUGUGAACUGGGAAACUUGUACAACAAAGAAGCAGUGCUGGAAUAUCUGAUCGACAAAUCAUCUGUAACUUCAGAUGUCGCCAACCACAUCAGGAGUCUGAAAGAUGUAAAAGAGCUAAACCUCACUUACAACCCAGCCUUCGAACAGAAGUCCAUGGAGCAAGCCGACAGUUACUUAGAUUUCCAAGCAUCACGUUUUAUCUGUCCUGUUGUUGGCAUCGAGAUGAACGGGAGAUACAAGUUUUGCUUUCUGUGGAAGUGUGGCUGUGUUUUCUCUGAGCGAGCCUUGAAGGAGGUUCCUUCCACUGUUUGUAACAAAUGUGGAAAAGCUUUCUCUGAUGACGAUGUUGUAGUCAUUAACGGAAGUGAAGAUGAAGUCAGUGGUAUGAGGGCAAAAAUGGAGGAGAAGCGCCUAAAAACGAAAUUGGAGAAGAAAGCCAAGAAGACAAAGAUCUCCGAGACCACAACUACGGCAAAUGGGGAAUCUUCAGGGACCGGUGUGUGUGGCGAGAGUAGAAAGGAUGGCCCUGAAAAACCAGCAAAGAGAUUGAAAACUGAGCACGAGCCCUCAUCGUCAAAUGAUAGGAAAAUUAAGGAGACGAAGCUCAAUGGGGCAUCUUUGUCAAAAGGAAAGCUUCCUGAACUUUCAAAGCACAAGACUGUGGCUGAAGACCCUAAGGCAAGCAAAGUUUUUAAAUCUCUGUUUGCUUCGAGCAAUAAGGACCGACCUAAACACUUACAGUCAAAUUGGGUGACAUAUCAUUCCUAUCAUAUUUAGGCAUGACUUCAAUAGUGCAUCUUGAUCACUUGUCAAACAGCAUGAAGUCAAGUCUAUAUGUGCAUGUAAUUUUUUCCAAUCAAAGUGGAUUCAAUUGUACAGCAGUAUUCAGUAAACCCCAUGUAGACUUGGUUAUUCAUUAUUCUUACAAGUACCUAUCACUUUUCUCUUCAUGAUCUUGAUUCAUGAAACAACCUAUAAUUUAGUGACUCUAAGCAAGCAUAAGGUUCUGAAACCCUGAGCCUUUGGGUUUUUUUCCUUUAGCUUUGUUAUUUCCCUAGGUAAAGUUUAUAUGUAAUAUCAGAACCAUCGAUGAGAGCCAGUCGCUGGCCAAAAGCAACAGUUAAUCUACCAUCCUUGUCACCAUAUCUUACCAUAUUUACUGAUAAGAAAUGGUACAAUUGUUGAUGCACCAUCAAAGCCAUUUCCCAGUUGUUAACGGAACUAAAUUUGUAAUUUACCUGGCAACAGCUUCAUUUCACUUUUAGAAUUUGCUAAAGGUUCCUACAAACGUCAUGAGAUGCCAGUGACAUUUUAAGCUGCACUUAAUUCGAUGUAACAACUUCGUGUUACUGACAAUCUGGUCACCUACUAUUUGCCCUCUACUUUUAAACCUAUAGACUGCCCUUUCUAAAGAUGAUGCAACAAAGAAAACAAAACGACAAAUUUACAAUAGUAUGACAAUUAGACUAGUGACAAGCUAAUAUAAUUUGUAAGUAGCAAUGUUCUGAUAGUCAAGUUUACUAAUGUAACCCAUUGUAGCUCCCACAAGAACAUUCAGUCAUGAUGUGUCUUUCACAGCAGUUCAUAAAAUACAUGAAAAUCAAAUCCCAG